AUGCACAUCUAUGAACUCUCUGUGAGGCUCGCGAGAAAGGGGUUUAAAGUUGUUGUUGUAACGCAUGCAAUCGAUGGACGCCACGGAAUUCGGUAUUUAACUGAAGGCAUUAAAGUUUAUUAUCUCCCGAUCACUUGCUUUCACGACAGAAGUACUCUCGUUACUUUCUUCACAACUUUGCCUCUCAUCAGGACGAUAUUGAUUCGGGAGAAAGUGGAUAUUGUGCACGGCCACCAAACGACCAGCACACUCGCACAUGAAUCCAUGUUUCACGCCAGACAUCUAGGAUACCGCGUGGUAUAUACAGACCAUUCAAUGUUUAGCUUUGCAGAUGCUGCUUGCAUUCACAUGAACAAGAUAUUCAAGUUCUUCUUAACGCACUGCAACCACUGCAUUUGCGUCUCGCACACACACAAAGAAAACCUUGUGCUCAGAGGCGCCUUAAAUCCUCACCAGAUCGCCGUCAUCAACAAUGCAGUGGAUGUACCCUCAUACGUCCCUGAUCUGUCGAAGAGGCCGAAGCCUCCUGCAAUAAAUAUUCUCAUUCUUUCUCGAGCUAUUCCUCAUGGACAGGCCUGUUCAUUUCUACAGCGGGGGCAAAUAUUUCUGAAUGCGUCGCUGACAGAGUCCUUUUGUAUUGCGAUUGUGGAGGCUGCUGCCUGCGGGCUUGUUGUCGUUUCAACCGACGUCGGCGGCAUUCCCGAGGUGCUGCCUCCUGAUAUGGUGCGCUUAGCCUCUCCUAAUCCCGCUGCUCUGACGUUGAAACUAGAAGAGGCAAUUCAACAAGUUGAAAGAGGCGAUGUCGACCCGCAUGCAUUGCACCAAAGAGUACUUGAAAUGUACUCAUGGGAAGACGUUGCCGACCGGGUGGAACAGGUGUAUUUCAGCGCUCUUUUCGACCUGCCGAUGUCUGCAAAUCUUCGAAAAGGAAUUUCCUUGUCUAAUGUCCCACUGCCGCCUCACCCGCCGCCCCUUCCUACCUCCCAAGAAGCUGUUCAAGUCCUGAGGGCUCUGAACAGAUGCGGCCCUUUUUCGGGGAAGUUCUUCGCUCUCGUCGCGAUUGUAGACUGGUGUUUAGUUCGCUUUGUUGAGUGGCUCUUUCCAAGGGAGUCCAUUGAGGAGGCGGCGUCUUUUCCGAGCGACGUCCUUUAUUCGGUGAAAACAAAUUUGCCGUCUCCGCUUUGA
Messenger RNA from Eimeria acervulina, 1185 nucleotides. Its product is annotated as phosphatidylinositolglycan class A protein, putative. The coding region runs from base 1 to 1185 and encodes 394 amino acids. The record is from RefSeq and is a predicted model, not a curated record. The transcript is spliced from 11 exons. Gene Ontology annotation, molecular function: phosphatidylinositol N-acetylglucosaminyltransferase activity. Gene Ontology annotation, biological process: GPI anchor biosynthetic process. Gene Ontology annotation, cellular component: glycosylphosphatidylinositol-N-acetylglucosaminyltransferase (GPI-GnT) complex. Lineage: Eukaryota; Apicomplexa; Conoidasida; Eucoccidiorida; Eimeriidae.